Postia placenta MAD-698-R-SB12 is the source of this 522-nucleotide messenger RNA. RefSeq lists its product as hypothetical. The coding region runs from base 1 to 522 and encodes 173 amino acids. The record is from RefSeq and is a predicted model, not a curated record. NCBI's taxonomy places the organism in Eukaryota, Fungi, Basidiomycota, Agaricomycetes, Polyporales, Adustoporiaceae. The transcript has 3 exons. Gene Ontology annotation, cellular component: membrane.
AUGCAGAUCAACUGGAAGACAUGGUUUGUUGUGUCGUCGCUCGUCAGCGCUACCCUCGGACUUCCGCCCUCCGGCCACGGAAAUGAGACGGACCUCAUCUGCAGACCGUUUGGUACAUGUGAACCAUGCCCAGAGGAUGCGCUCCACGAGCCCUUUUGCCAGCCAUUCGGGAACCGCAAACUAGUGCACUGCUACCCGGCUUCCGCAUCCCCGUCCAACUCUCCUCACUUCCAAGACUAUGUGGGUCCCGAGCCGCCCCCGCUUUACGAUGAUCAACCGCCGCCUCGCCCAGACCCCGAGCCGACGCAGGGUGCCAUCCCCGCGUGGGAGUCUUGCGGGCGGAUCGUGGAGAAAGAGCGCGCGGACUUCUACGAGUUCCUCGCGUGCAAUUUUGCUAUCGCCAUCGUUGCCCUCAUCGUCCUCUUCGCGCGGUCAAAGCGUCUGCAAGCAAUGCAUGCGCGGCAGCUGGCGGCGCGGAUUGGGCUCGUGCGAGGCGCACCCGGGGGCUGGACGAAUGGCUGA